AUGGCUGGGGACUUUAGUCCCCCGUCAACCCUGCAACUUCUGGCGCGCCUCCUGCGACCAAAUCAUAUGUCAGAACGGCUUGCAAAGGAAGCAUCUUCAGAAUUAUCGGUUUCACGGGCUUCACUCUAUCUUACCUUCCUCAACUCAGAGAGCCACAGUGCAACAACUUUCUCUCUCGGACAUGAAGAGAAUUGUGAUGGCAACAUUGUUAUCUCUCAUGGAGCAUGUAACACCAGCGGGGGGGAGGGGAUGAGGAUGUCUAGGAGCCUAAUGCAUCAGCGAUUACGUUUGGUGGAACCACCUAUCCUCCAGAGUUGA
Histoplasma capsulatum G186AR is the source of this 318-nucleotide messenger RNA. RefSeq lists its product as uncharacterized. The coding region runs from base 1 to 318 and encodes 105 amino acids. The transcript has a single exon. The record is from RefSeq and is a predicted model, not a curated record. NCBI's taxonomy places the organism in Eukaryota, Fungi, Ascomycota, Eurotiomycetes, Onygenales, Ajellomycetaceae.